This is a messenger RNA of Pelobates cultripes (western spadefoot toad), 19518 nucleotides long. The record is from the annotation of a GenBank genome assembly. NCBI's taxonomy places the organism in Eukaryota, Metazoa, Chordata, Amphibia, Anura, Pelobatidae.
CUCCUCCUCCAUAGGCCGGGGAUAGGAAGCGUUCACUGGGCAUAGAGGAAGUGACUGUGUGUUUCUCAAACACAUAAACACACUGCCACAAGGCUAGGAACCGCUGUGUGCUGGGGACAGGGCAGGUGGACGCCCGAAAAUCAUAGGACUCAGGUACUGAUAGGAUUCUGCUGAGAACAGUGAGAAUGGUUUCUUGAUACAGAUCAAAUUCCAAGGACUUCACUAAUAAGAGACUGAAGACACACAUAUACUGUACCUGCAUCUGGCAAUAGCAGUUACUGGAUUAAUGUGAGGCUGGAAUUACAAACACGAUUUAAAGGGAUCAUAAGGGACCAUUCAUCAGACCUGCUCCAGAGAGUGAUUUCCUGUCAUGCCUUGUUUUAUAGACCACCUAUAAAAGUUGUGUUUUUUUUUUUGUUUGUUUUUUUAAAAAGGAUCUUGUUUCUGGAUUGGCAGCAUCAACACAGAAACUAAACUAGGAACUGGUUUAUAAAAUGAAAUGCAGUUCUGAUUUUCAGAUAUUUAUAAACGUAAAAAAGUAAAUAAAGGGCUUUUGAGAUAAAUACUGGAGUGAGAAUAUAGUAGCCACAUAUUAAACAGUUCUACGUAUCUUGCAUGCGUUUCGUUAAUAUCCCAGGCUGAAUACCAAAUUACUGUAUUAAUGGAAAAACUGUAAUCUAUAUCAAUGAAGUACCAACAAAUGGAUUAACAGCAACUGGUUCAAAGACGCAAGAGGCCUGGUACUCUGCAGACACAAAUCAUAUCCCGAUAAAUCAAAGAAAUCAAGGCCAGAAAAAUACUUUAGAAAUCUAAUAUAACAAUCCCGGGUUACUGGCACGUUGCACCAACAAUACAAUCAGCUUGGAUAAAACAUUUCAAACAUUUUAUGCCAGAAAAGUCUCCAGAUGAUGAAUUUCAAGCCAUUUUUUUGACAUCUUCCCUUACGUGACAAAUGUAUAUUUUUUGGCAGUUGUUUUAGUUUCCCCCAGUUUCAGUUUCCAUUUAUUUCUAUUUGGGUUUUUUUUUUCCUGCUCAUCAUUUCUUAUUUUGGUCUCUUCUUCCUCUUAAUACCAUGGAUGCCUCUGCAUUGGAGCUCGAUGCUCUGAAGUUUGCCAAACUGGCUGUGGUGUAUGACCAAGCCGGAAAAUAUAAAGAAGCGGUGUUCUAUUACAAGGUAUGAGCAUUAAUUACCUCAUAUUUAAAGCACUAAAGCUUGACUUGGCAGGAUUCAAAUGAUAAUUCCAAAUAUUAGACCAUAAAAGCCAUUGCUUGGGGAAUGGCUGAUGGCUUGGAGAAUUGUUCGUUAGAUUAUUUCGGCCUAAAUUUAAAAUUCACUUAGAAUCCCUGCCAGUCCACAUGAUAGUGAAUGACCCUGUGAUACAGGGGAGGGCUGGCAGCCUUGGGCCUGGGGGGCAAAUCCAGUCAAUUGGCCCAUUGCACCAUCGAAUUAGCUCACCAUCCAUGCCCACUUUUUCCUGGUUUUAUAACGGAUAUAGGUGUAGUCCAUGUAUCAAGCACGUUUUGUAUACAUUCAUGGCAUUACCAUCCCAUACACCGUCACCAGGGCUUUACAAAUUUAAUUGAAAUCUAGAAGACAGCUGAAAAAGUUAGGAGUAAAGUUUUCAACUUCAAAAAUACAAUUUUUAAGGGACACUGUAGUCACCAGAACUACUAUAAUUUAAUGUUGUUGUUUUGGAGCCUUUAUCCUGUCCCUGCACACUUUUUAAUGUAAGCACUGACUUUUCAGAGAAAAGUCAGUUUUUACAUUGCUGCCUAGUAGUGAUUGUAGUCUUUAGUUGUGAUUGGACCCUGGGCAAGCAUCUGCAUGGGCCCUGUGGAUUCCCUCCCCCCACCCCCCAUGGCAUCAAUCCAACCCCUCCCCCCCACCCCACAACAAAAACAAAAAAAAACACACACAUAUAUAUGUAUACACACACUAUAUAUAUAUAUAUAUAUAUAUACAUAUAUAUAUAUAUAUACACACACACACACCACGCAUACACAGACACACGGUUUAUAGAAUAUAUAUAUAUAUAUAUAUAUAUAUAUAUAUAUAUAUAAUAUACUGGGGGUGCAGAAGGGAGGCUUUGUGGGUGGCUGGUGGUGCCAGAGGGGAGACUUUGUGGGUGGCGAAGGGGAGGCUUUGUGGGUUGCUGGGCUGGGGGUGCUGAGGGUUGCUGUUGGAAUGGUUCACACAUGGGAGGGAGGUGGAGACUGCCAGCGCAGUCACAGUGAGGCCCUAGCAUGACUGUCUCUGUCCACACAAGUACACAUACUCAUGGGUACACACACACACACAGGUACACACAUACUCAUGGGUACACACACAGGUACACACAUGGGUACACACACACACAGGUACACACACACACACACACACACAGGUACACACAUACAUACACACACACAGAUACACAUAAGUACUCACUGACACACAAGUACACAUACAAUUACACACAGGUACUCAUACACACUGACAUACACAAACAUAUGCACAACCUCAUGUACACACACAGACACAAACAUAUAUAAAUAACAAGUUACAUAUUUUCUCCACCCUUUUGAUGCAGCAGGAUUGAUAUCCUGAGGUCCAGUGGGAGCUGGCUGUCCUCGGAUGAUGGGAGUCCCUUCCCUCCUCCACGUGUGCAGCAGUUGGUUUGUGUUGCCGCCGACUCUUCCUCCCCAUACGCCGCCCUGUCAGCUGGGACUCGGGAGGAAGUGAUGUGAACUCCCUCCCAGCAGGCCGCGGGGGAAGAGCGGAUCAAAAUGGGCCGCGGAGAGCAGGAACUGAGCGCGUACAAAAUGUCAGGGGCCCGGUUGUGGGUUGCGGGGGUGGGGAAAAAAAAAUAAGAAGCGGCCUGACAGCUGCAAUAUUAAAGGGCCACGGGCCCCUGAUUAAAUGUGUAUGGGCUCAAGGGGCAUCUUAAAGAUGGCCCUGCCCGGCGUGAGCGCUGAAUGCAGGCAGCUAGCAGCCCAAGCAGCCCUGGAUAUAGGGCGGCCUGGGGGGCAAUUGCCUCCCUGCCCCCCGUCCCAGCCCGCCCCUGCUGUGAUAGUAAUGUGUGUAUUCUGCAGCAAAUCAUAAAGGGAUAAAGUAAAUGGUGCAUUGUGAGGUGUUGACAGGCAGCUUAAACAACGAAGGCCAAUAGGAGCAAGCCACUGCUCAGCAAACUAGUUCUUUUCUUGCUUCACGUUCAGCUUUACUUACGUUAUACAUGUUUUUGACCAGGGCUGUCCAAUCUGCGCCCCCUGAUGUUGCUGAACUACAUCCCAUGAUUCCCUUGUUAUCUGAUUAAUUCAAAGAAUCAUGGAAGUUGUAGAUCAGAAGCAUCUGAGGGGGCAGCAGGUUGGACAGGCCUGUUUUAGACCAAAAUUUGGAGAUAAAUAUAGUUGUUGAUGUUUUUUUUUUUCCAGUUUGCACAAUGAUUUGAAAAUGACUGCAUCCUUUUUCUAUGUUCAGUUUGUCAAGUGCAAAGAGGAAAUGUUUCUCACAAGAAAAAUUAGGGGUAAGGGGAGUGCAAAAUGAAAAUGCGACAAAAAAAAUUAAUGACCUCCAAUGUUCUCAUUGCAUUAAACCUUAGUUUAAGCAGAAGUGAUUGAUUUUAUUUGUGGUAGCUUUAUAAUUAAAGAUAUACUACAGCCUGGAAGCAGCUCCCAUUUUUUUAGCACAUACAUUAAAGGGGCACUAUAGUCAUUAGAACAACUAUAGCUUAAUGUAGUUAUUCUGGUGAGUACAAUCAUUACCUUUAGGCAUUUCCGUGUAAACACUUUUUUUUCCAGAGAAAAGGCAGUGUUUACAUUACCCACCUAGGAACAUCUACAGUGGCCACUCCUCAGAUGGCUGUUAGAGGUGCUUCCUGGGGCACUGCUGCACACUCAUAAAUUCUAAUGAUAUCAGCAAAGAGGCAGAUAGAAGGCGGGGCCAGCCCCAGCAGACCUGCAUGGCGAGGGAAAUAAGGUAUGUUUUAUUAUUUUUUAAUGGGGUUAACAUGGGAGCAAGCCACCUAAACAGUGUUUUUAACAUUAUAGGGUCAGUAAUACAUGUUUGUGUUCCUGACCCUAUAGUGUUCCUUUAAAUAUAUGCAGAUGUAAGUUUAACAAAAUAAAAAAUAAUCACACAGGGAAGCUUUAGCAGCAAUCAGCCCUAACGUACAGGCUUAUUCACUAAAGAAUUAUAUUUGAAAUUCUUACAGAUACUAUAAGAAUCAAGAGGCAUUCAUUUUGUGUUGUCGGUCUCUUAUUCCAUAAACCCUGGUCUAGGUGGUGGUUCAUAACACAGUGUAUAUAUAACUUUUUUCACAUGCAAUUGAGAAGAGACAGAUUUACAACUUCAGCCAGUUUUGCAAAUGGAUGUAGAUACCUCUAGAACAGGCUUCCUCAAACUGCGGCCCUCCAGAUGUUGCUGAACUACAACACCCAUGAUUCUAUGAAUGAAAUAGGCUGAGAAUCCUGGGAGUUGUAGUUCAGCAACAUUUGGAGGGCCGGAGUAUGGGGAAGCCUGCUGUAGAAUGUAAGCUCAUUUGAACAGGGCUCUCUGUUCCUGUGUGUCCAGCUCAUCUUGUUGCAAAUACAUGUCUGUUAGCCCCCUUAUUGUACAGCGCUAUGGAAUUUGUUGGCGCUUUAUAAUAAUUCAAACAACUUUGUGCACGGACUGGGUACCUCCUUGGACUAUACCAUGUGUGAUAUUUAUUCAUAGGAUAUCAUGGUUCGUAGAGAUUGAUAAUGGCAGUGCCUGCAGGGAACAGCAUCAGGUACGUAGAACUCACCUGUGCUGCACCCCAAGGCCACCGCACCCCAUACGGUUAUGUCACUAUGUGACAGAGUAACUUUAUCUAAACACGGAAUUGUAGCAAAUUAAAUGUUUUAUAAUUGGGAGUUUUUUGAAUAAACUCUUAGAGAUGUAAACAUUGUGGUAUAAAAGUAUUUCUAAUUUGAUAUCUAAUCAGAUAUUUAUCAGAUGAACAUCUCCAGGAAAAUAAUUUUAUGCAAGAAAACUAAAAAUUAAAGGAACACUAUAGGGUUCAUGUAUUUCUGACCCAGAAGUGUUAAAACUACUAUCAACCCCUCCCUCCGCUGCCCUAAAUAUAGUAAAAUCUUACCUUUAUUCCAGUAUGCUGGUACUGGCUCUGUCCCUGAUCUGCCUCAUUAAUUGGCAUCAUCAGAAGUAAUGAUCUGAGCCAAUCAAAAUGUUUCCCCAAAGGAAAGAAUUGAAUUUACUAAGAUUGUCAAAUCUGAUGAUUUCAACCAAUGAGGCAGGCAGAGGGUGGAGCCAAACGCCACCCUAUCCUAUCAGCAUCUCCUUAUAGAGAUGCAGUGAAUCAAUGCCUCUCUAUGAGGAUAGUUCAAUGUCUCCAUGCAGAUGUUUGAGACCCUGAAUGUCAGUGCCACACACUGUGCAUCACUGUCCCAGGUAGCCAACUGAGGAGUGGUCACUGGAGGUGUCCCUAGGCUGUAAUGUAAGCACAGCCUUUUCUCUAAAAAGACAAUGUUUACAGCAAAAAGCCUGCAGGGACUGACUAUACUCACCAGAACAACUGCAUCAAACUGUAGUUGUUCUGGUGACUAUAGUGUCCCGUUAAAAGGACACUAAAGUAACCCAGACCACUUCAGCUCAAUGGAGUGAUCUGGGCGCCAGGUCCCCCUGGUUUUAUUCCUUCAGAUGUAAACAUAGCAGUUUCAGAGAAACUGCUAUGUUUACUUUUGGGGUUAAUCCAGCCUCUAGUGGCUGUCUUCCGGACUGCCGCUAGAGGCGCAUCUGUGACGCUGGAUGCAAAUUUUGCAUCCAUCACGCAGAGCGUCCAUAGGAAAGCAUUGAGUAUUGCGCAUGCGCAUUCGGCUCCACUGACGUCGGAUGGGGGAGCUGACGUCGGACGUGGAGGAGUGGUCGCCAGCGCAGAGGGAGCCCGGCGCUGGAUUAAAGUAAGUAACUGAAGGGGUUUUAACCCCUUCUGUGCCACGAGAGGGGGACCCUGAGGAUGGGGGCACUCUCAGGGCACUAUAGUGCCAGAAAAAACGCUUUGUUUUCCUGACACUAUAGUGAUCCUUUAAACAUGAACAAUGCAGUGACUGUAGAUUAAUGAAGGGAGUUGUUGCAUUUUAAAAAAAAUUUAAGUUGUGACAAUUAUUCAAAGUAUGAGUAGCUUUAAACCUAAACAUUUUAUAAAUAGUUUUAAAAAUUAAACUAUUAUGUAGGCAACUACUGAUCCGAAAACAAAAUCAUUUAUUUUGAAACAUACAUAAGGGAACAGAUGAAAUCUUAGGUGCGCCAGUUUGUGUUUUGUGUCAUAGUUUCCAUUUUCCAUCUCGUGAUGCAGAUUUAUUGACAGAAGUAUAAAUAAAGUGUUUUCAGAUUAUGUAUUCCUAUUCUCAAGUUAAAACAGCCUGCUCUGAAUUAGAUGUAUCUCUAAUGAUGCACACAAGUUUAACCCCUUAGCAACCGAGAUAGUUACACAAUUCUACUACUGCAUUAUCCCACUUCCCCAAUUACUGCACCCAAACAUAUUAUACAUGUUUUUGUUUUGUUUUUUAAAGCACAGAUGGACUUACUUACAUUACCUGAUAAGUAUGAAUAGCAAAAUAUCACAUGUGAAUAAAGUUCAGGUGGUCCUCACCUGUAGGUAUGACCUACCUGUUUUACGAUGGCUUGCACUGACGACCAGCUCUCUAGCGUGGGCAUUUAAGGGAUUCCCCACGUUAGGGAGCUGGUCUAUGUUCAGGGAAUUUUCCCCGAACAGAGAUUAGAAGGAUUCCCUGCUCUGCUGCGCUUGUCUAUGUUCAGGGAAAUGUUCCCAAACAUAGACCUGCACUGGUGCGCAUGCUCUGUAGCGCACCUGCACUUACCAACCAAUUCGUUUUACGACCGAGUCAUAGAAAACGGAACCCGGUCUGUAUUGGAAAAAUAUGAAAAAAUCAGUUUUUCUUAAAAUGUCUAAACCAUACAAAAAAAAACCUGAAACAACUAUACAAAUAGUAUCAAUUAAUAGACUUGUUAAAAAAAACUAUGCGUAGGAUUUUAAUUACUUCAUGCUAGUUAUACAUUUUUUUUUUUCUUUUUUUAAACUAAAGCUUUGCAGAAUUUGGUGUGCUGAGAUUUAUAACUGUAAUAGCAUUAACAUAUUCCAAAAUGGCUGUACAAAAGUAUAUAUUUAUAUAAAUGCGACACCCACUAAAUCAGGGUUUCCCAAAGUGUUGGUCGCGACCCACUGGUGGGUCGCCGUGUGAUUCCCAGCGGGUCGCGCUGACCCACGCCGCCGGGGACCUAGGAGACUGUAAGGGCAGACUGAUUAGUUGGGCCCUCAGUCCAUGACUACGAGCCCGACACCAUCAAGGGGGACGGCGGCUUGUCCUAUAUGCCGCCGGGCCCCCUCUAAUCAGUCUGCCCAGCACCUCCGUGUGAUAGAGAUCUCGCGAGCAAUCAGAGAAUUACAAUGGCAACACUCUAGGUUCGCGCAAGACCUCUAUCCCAUGGUCUGCAGCUCUGCACCCGGCGGAGCUGCAGACCAGAGGGGUUACCCGUAACCCACCAGACCACCAGGGAAUUUAUUAUAUUGAAAACAAAGGUAGGACACAGCCCCCCACACUCUUGCCCCCCUACCCACACUGUAACACCUUCUCUCCCUGCCCCCCACCCCACACUGUAACCUCUUUUCUCCCUGCCUUCCACACUGUAACCCUUUCUCACCCUGUCACCAACACACACACACUCUCCCUCCCACACUGUCACCCUCACCUCCUGUCUCUGUGUGUAUGUGUAUCUGUAUCUGUGUGUCCUUUUGUGUCAUUGUGUGUGUAUUUGUGUCUGUGUGUGUCUGUAUACACUGCACACAAAAACAUGCUUACCUUCAAACACACAUUAUGUUUUUUUUAUAUAUAUAUAUAUAUAUAUAUAUAUAUAUAUAUGUAUAUGUAUGUGUGUAUGUAUAUAUGUAUGUAUAUAUAUAUAUAUAUAUAUAUAUAUAUAUAUAUAUAUAUAUAUAUAUAUAUAUAUAUAUAUAUAUAUGUAUAUAUAUAUAUAUAUAUAUAUAUAUAUAUAGUAAAGUAAUACCGGCACUCAAGGGUUUCACCACAAAAAAAUCUUCAUUUAUUGCGAAGAAAGAAUCGACGAUUCAGCUCCUCACAGGAGCUUUCAUCAGGACACAAGAUAUCAAAAACAUUGAAACACACUUAUAUAGGACAUAUAAUGAUGGGUACUUACAUCCAGGUGUAUUGCAUUCCCGUUCCUGCCGGAACCGCCGCGGGUGCCAUGUCAAACCAAUUCACUUCCGGGUUCCGAUCAUGUGACACCCUAUACCAAAAUCUUAUUGGACGGCUCAGUGUGUUACUAGGGCAACCGUAGUCAACAAAAUCUUAUUGGUUGCACCCACCCACACCUGAGCCGACGAGGGACAAACAAGUCUCCUGUUGUUAUGCGUUGGCAUGGCGACCCCAAAGCGUCAUCCGUGCGCGGACGGGAAUGCACUGAAACAUAUAAAUCAUAAAUAUACUACAUGAAUUGUAUGUGUAACAAGUGAAAUGACGAGAUAAGUAAACUACGUGAAAAAUAGAGGAUGCCGAUGUAAAUAAGAAAUAUAAUUAUACCUAUAUACACACGGCAUUCAUAAUAGUGUUGAGGACGAAUUAAUAAAGGUGCAUACUGUGUGAACACUGUAAGGGAGUAAGUGAUACUAUACUACUGGACUGAAAGACAGUAUGUAGAGUAUAAGUGAAACUCCUAUAUUUGUAUUAAACAAAAUAAGUGAACCAUCCAUAUAUAUUACAAAGGAAACUACACCUGGAGUGAGAACCACCAUUACAUACUAGACACAACAAAUUAUAAAAAAUCUUAAAUCAUAAAGGACAGUCAGCUGUAUUUAAAAACAAUCAAAAAAGUUUUCUCCUAUAAAUAACUCAUAGUUCUCCAAAAGAAUUAUUACAAAAAAAGGUCUUUUGUUUUAAAUGUAACCAUCAAUGGAAUUAGUGAUAUAAAAUUUAAACAAACAUCACAAGUAAAUUCCCAGAUUGGGAGAAUAAUAUCUGGGAAGGAUAAAACGAAAUCACACUAGUAGUAUCAUUCAGCCACCAGAGCACCAGGUAUUUAAGUUUUAUUACAGUUGGAGUGCAGGGGUUAUCUAGAUUUUUAUAUAUAUGUAUGUAUGUAUGUGUGUGUGUGUGUGUGUGUGUGUGUGUGUAUAUAUAAAUAUAUAUAUAUAUUAUAUACACGCACUGCAAUCCAACUUAAGCAUUACAUACAAACACACCCCUGUAUUAAAACACAAAAAUUAUAUACACACCCCUUCAUUCAAACCCUACACACAAAAAGCACACCUGCAUGUAAAGUCCAGCAUUACAUUCAAACACCCCUGCAUUCAGACGCAAACAUUACAAACAAGUGCACCACUAGAUUCCAAUGGCAAUAGUACAUACAAAUACACCCAUACAUGCACACAUAUACAUAAUACAAAAUCAUGCUUAUAUUCAAACGAUCAAACACUGCUCACAAAUAUGACCCUGCAAUGAUGGGCAAAUGGUAGACCCCACUGGCAUAGUAUUAAUGAAGUUCUCCGACAGAUGGGGAUCUACCUUUUGGCCACACUUGUGCUAGAGGGGGGCCCAGAAAACAUGCUUGUUCCAGGGCCCUCUCUACAUUAGUUCCACCACUGGGAUAAUCAACGUAAGGUGCCUGGAUGAGCAGGACAUCGCACUUCUGAUUCUGACUGAGUCUGAGAGUAAGCAGUUGUAUGCCUCUAAAACUGAUUGCCAUGAUUUGGCAAGUUUCUGCCUCUAAAACUGCCAUGAUACCCAAAAUUAUGACUCUAUAACUGCCAUGAUAUGCCAAAUGUCUUCCUCUAAAUCUGCCAUAUGCCAAAAUUAUGCCUCUACAGCUGCCAUGCUACCCAAAAUUAUGCCUCUAAAACUGCCAUGAUAUGCCAAUUUUAUGCAUUUUAAACUGAUUGCCAUGGUAUGCCGUUUGUAUGCCUCUAAAGCUGAUUGCCCUGGUGUGCCAGUUGUAUGCAUCUAAAGCUAAUUGUCAUGGUGUGCCAGUUGUAUGCCUCAAAAGCUGAUUGCCAUGGUGUUCCAAUUUAAUGCAUCUUAAGCUGCCAUGAUGUUCCAAUUGUAUGCUUGUAAAGCGGAUUGCCAUGGUGUGCCAAUUGUAUGCCUGUAAAGCGGAUUGCCAUGGUGUGCCAAUUGUAUGCCUGUAAAGCUGAUUGCCAUUGUGUGCCAAUUGUAUGCCUGUAAAGCGGAUUGCCAUGGUGUGCCAAUUGUAUGCCUGUAAAGCUGAUUGCCAUUGUGUGCCAAUUGUAUGCCUGUAAAGCGGAUUGCCAUGGUGUGCCAAUUGUAUGCCUGUAAAGCUGAUUGCCAUUGUGUGCCAAUUGUAUGCCUGUAAAGCGGAUUGCCAUGGUGUGCCAAUUGUAUGCCUCUAAAGCGGAUUGCCAUGGUGUGCCAAUUGUAUGCCUCUAAAACUGAUUGCCAUGGUGUGCUGAUUUUAUGCCUCUAAAGCUGAUAACCACGGUGUGCCAGUUGUAUGCCUCUAAAGCUGAUUUCCAUGGUGCGACAAUUGUAUGCUUCUUAAGCAGAUUGCCAUGGUGUUCAUUUUUAAAAUAUGCAUUGAAAGCAAGUGGGUCUUGAAAAAUUAUAGUUUUCAAAAGUGGGUCUCUGCCCAUAAAAGUUUGGACUAGGUUAUUUAACUAAUGCAUUUGAAUACAUUUUAUUUAAAAAAAAAAUAAUUCUAACCUAUUCUACAGGAUAGACUUCCACCAAUUUCACAGACCAUGUGUGUCCCACAACUAGUUUUAAGAGCUUAGAUUUGUAUUCUGCUACAGAAAGCCAUUUUCAGCAAAAAUCCCAUGCAGACCUUUCUCCAUAUUUUUAGGACGUUCUAAAGUCUAAAAUUACAGACGUGCCAAUUUCAGUUUUCAUCAGUUUGUUUACUAGGACAGUGUUACUUUUGGGACAAAAUAGUAGCAUCCAACUCCACUUUACUCCAAUCAUAGUGUACCAUUUGUAAAAGAAAACUGCUUUUGUCAUUUAAUAUGGGGAGAUUUUUAGUCUUUUCACUGCCAAAUUUAGCAGUAUAUUUUUUUCGCAUACAUGUUGAAAUUUAAUGGUAAAUUUCACACUACUCCAUGUUCCACUACUUCAAAGACCCAAGAUUUGUAUUCUACUACAUCUGAAAAGUCACGCAUCGGAACAUUUUUGGAUAAAUAUGAUUAGCGCCAUAUCCUCUUAAAGGCAUUCUGUAAGCACCAAAACAACUUUUGCAUAAGGGGACACUCUAGGCACCAGAACCACUACAGCAAGCAUGUCAUCUCAAAGGCUAGCACGGGCCAAAUAAAUGCGGUUUAUGUGGGCCGCAAAAAAAACCAAAACUUAAAUUUUCAUUGAAACGUAGCUUUGUUUUGAAAAGUACAGUAUUAACAAAAAAAAAAGCAUCCCCCUCUACUAAACUCCAGUCCCCUCCUCUAUACUAGAUCCCUCCCUUCCCUCCCCCGUAUACUGAUUCCGAGUCCCCCCUCUACUAUAAAAAAUACAUUUAAAAAAAAAAAGGCUAUAUUAAAUCUUUAUCAUCCCCCCCCCCCACCCCCUUCCUACCUUUUGGUGAAGGGGGGAUGGACGGACACACAGCCAUCCCCGGUGGUCGCACGAUGCUGUGUGAAGCGUUGCCAUUGUAACGCGUGGCAACGCUCCACACAGAUUGCUUGCGGGAGGACAGGAGAGCUGCUUCACAGAUCCCUCCCCCUGCAUCCGUGUCCUCCUGAUACGGAAGCAGAGUUUUGGGCAGGCAGGUGCCUACUCAGCAUUGUUGCUGACAGCCAGUGGCCCCCUCCCCCAGCGACCUAUGGCCUCGUGCCCACAGAGAGGGCCUGGCGUGCACCUGUGCCUCGCGUGCCAUAGGUUCGCCAUCACUGGUAUAUGGAGACUGUGUGAAUCUUAGCAAGGGGUGUUGUGGCUUGAGGUGCAUAAUCAAAGUGAUUUUAAGUCCUAAAUUACAGAUUACUCAGCAGUUAGACAUCAGGGCUGUGAACUAUCCACCAAAUCCACUCCAUUAACCUAAACUUGUUUUGAUUCUUAUAAUGUUCCUUUAAAGCAUCUCUAUCACAUGGGCUCUUUACAUACUUUGCAAAGACCCCUAAUGGUAACGUUGCCACUUGGUGCCGUACAGGUAAGGUAUGUUUUACCUGGUACUGUUAUAUGUGAGCUUGUUUAUUAACCAAUCAGUUGCUUAUUUAGCUAUUUAAUGAGACUGAACUAGAAAAUAAUUACUGAUAAAGCCAGAGUAGCUGACUUGGAGAAUAGUGCUAUUUUGACCUUAAAUCUGAAAUUCACGUUGAAUUCUAAUUCUAGUCUAGUGAAAAAAAAACCUGAUUGAUUGUUUGUGAAACUGAAAGUCUUGCUGCCGCAAACAAAUUGUGACCAAAUGGAAAUUAAAUAGUCAUGUCCCAUUCCCCCCAAUUUUAAACACAGUUUAAAAUAACAUGGAUUAAAGGGACACUAUAGUCACCAAAAAAACGUAACCUUGAUGAAGCAGUUUGUGUGUAUAUAGAUCAUGACUCUGAGGUUUCACUGCUUUACCCCUUAACGCCAUUACGGCGUUCCAUGCCGUCCCCAUUAUAAUGGGCUUUAAAGCCGUCGCGUCGGUAUAGAACACAGUAAUUGGUUACUACCCCAGGAGCCUCCAGAUACUCACCUUCCUGGCGAUUCGCUUCGGGAGGACUGCCUGAUAACCCAGGCAGCCCUCCUCUGGCAAAUCAGACCCCCGGGGGCCAUGUGAUCGCUCUCAAAGAGCUGAGUGGCGACAGUGACCCAUUGCAGUACAAAUUAUUUAAGUUCACAACUUGACACCUAAAAUGUUUACUUGCUCUUAGAUUGAAUAAAUCCCAUGUUUUUAUUAGUUGAUGUAGCCAUUUGUAUGUUUAAUUUAGAUGGCAUUGGUAGAUGGCUUUUAAAUUGAAAAGAAAUUUAACCCCUUAAGGACCAAACUUCUGGAAUAAAAGGGAAUCAUGACAUGGCACAACUGUCAUGUGUCCUUAAGGGGGUUAAAGAAACACUCACUUUAUUUAUAAAUGUAACUACUUCUAAUGCUGCAGUAUUGGGAAGUCUCCUGUGGCCUUUUAUCCACUAUUACUUAUAAAUAAAGUGUAAAUAUAUAUAUAUAUAGCGGCAAGAAAAUCCCUUUCCAAUCCAUCUCAUAGAGAAGACUUUUGGCACAGCCCACAUGUAUGGUAAUUGCCACACUGUAUGUUUAACCCCUUAAGGACCAAAUUUGAAGGGGCACUGUAGUCACUACUGUAUAACCAUUUCAUCUCUUUGAAUUGGUUAUAGUGCCUGGAGUCCCCUGACCCUAUCCCUUCAUUUAGAGUUAAAUCAGGUUUGAGCAGUUUAACACUAAGUAAGGAUUGAUGGCCACCCACAGUCUAGCCCCUUGUGGAAGUGUGGCUGAGGCAGAGAUUGCCCACUUUGUUGUAGUUGUACCCAUUCGUGCCAUUAAUGGGAGUUCUGAUAGGCUAAAAGCAGUCAGCUGACACUCUCAGCCACUUACAGCUGCCAACUGUUGCUUAGGCUAAUACUUCCUCAUUUGCCAAAGCAGCACAGAGAGGAUGGGCUGCUGGGGACUCUCUUUUAGUAUUAAUACAUAACAACAGUUUUGUGCUGAAUGAAAUGAUGGCAUCAGGGGACUCCAGACACAAUAACCAGAUUAGAAGAUGAAGCAGAUACACUGCCUACAGAGUCCCUUUAAUUUGUUUGGUUUUAACUAAAAGGACCAAUGCAACUUUUGCUGUGUGUGUGUUCAACUGUAAUUUUCAUCUUUCUCAUUUACGGCUCCAACAUAUAUUAUAUUAUAUUGUAUACCUUUUUUUUUUUUUUAAAGGACAAAAGGGCUUUAAAUUGAGGUGACAUAUACAUAUAUAAAUUCUCAUUUGCUAUAAAAAAAAUACACACAAAUGUAACAAACAAAAUGAGAAAAAACAAUAAUAAUGUGUACAUAAUAAGUGCAGCUUAAAGGACCACUCUAGGCACCCAGACCACUUCAGCUUAAAGAAGUGGACUGGGUGCCAGGUCCCUCUAGGAUUAACCCAUUUUUUAAUAAACAUAGCAGUUUCAGAGAAACUGCUAUGUUUAUAAAUGGGUUAAUCCAGCCCUCAAAGCCUCUAGUGGCUGUCUCAUUGACAGCCGCUAGAGGCGCUUGCAUGAUUCUCACUGUGAAAAUCACAGUGAGAACACGCAAGCGUCCAUAGGAAAGCAUUGUAAAUUCAUAGAAAAGCUUUCCUAUGAGACCGGCUGAAUGCGCGCGCAUUCAGUCGAAUGGGAGGAGAGGAGGAGUAGAGCUCCUCACCCGGCGCUGGAAUAAAGGUAAGUUUUACCCCUUUCCUCUCCCCAGAGCCGGGCAGGAGGGGGUCCCUGAGGGUGGGGGCACCCUCAGGGCACUAUAGUGCCAGGAAAACGAGUAUGUUUUCCUGGCACUAUAGUGGUCCUUUAAGAAAAGUAAUUCAAAAAAAGUUAUAUUCUCUGUAAAUCAGGACAAAUAUGUCUAGGAUUUCAGGUUUUUUUUUAGUUUUUUUUUUUUGUUUUUUGUAAUUACAGGUUAUAAAAUAAUUUACUAUGUUUGUCUUGUAAGUUUAAUAGCCAUCAUAGAAAACAAAAUUGCCACACAUAAGUAUAAAUUUUAUAGAACGGAUACAUCGUAAACUAUUUACCUAAAGGUAUUUUGACACUUAUGUAGCCAUUUAACUGCCAAUCCCUGCUAAAUAUUAUUGUAACAUUUAGGGUGUUUUUUUUACCAGAUUUGUAACAUACAUACUUAUAACCGUUUUUUAACAAUAAAUAUUUCGUAAACCUGAUGCCGUUGCCACUUUCCUUUGAAGCACCAUAUAAGAGAACUGACCAUUUCAGUUUUUAUAGAUGGAUCUGAUUGGCCUAUGUCUCAUUUUGUGGUGUUAUAGCAGUUUGACUGGUAAAAUUACCCAACAAAGGCCUACCAUUUUGUGAAAGUAGACCUUCAAGGGUAUCUCUGAUGUAUUUUGUGCUUUAGCAUGCUGUCAUUUUUUUUUUUUUUCUACAGUUCAUGUCAAAGUUUGUGAUAUUUUUUUUUUAAAGUGACAAAUAAGGGUCACUCAAACCCAAAAACAAGCUGAAGUAUCUUAGGGGUUUAGACUGUUCCUUUAAGGAAAUAACAGUUGUGUUAAUUUAAUCCUCUAAUGCAGCGUUUCCCAAUUGGUGUUCUGCAGAACCAUGGGGUUCCUCAAGAACACAAAUGUUGUUCCGCAAAAAUCUUGGGAAACAAAAUGGCCGCAGUGAUAAAUGAGGCAGUCGGCGAGGGAGCUGAGCAGGGGAGAGUGCUCCCUCGCCGGCCGCCUCAAUCAUUACGGUGGCCAUUAUCACAAUAGCUCUUCAAAUAUUUUUCCAGUCACAGAAGUUAAGCUCACAGGUCUAUAAUUUCCAGGCAAGGAUAUAGUAACCCUUUUUAAAUAUAGGAGUGUCAUCGGCAUUCCUCCAAUCCUCCGGUACAAUACCUGAAACUAAAGAAUCUUGAAAAAUUAAAUACAGAGGUUCACUUAUUUCCCCACUUAGCUCCUUAAGUACUCGUGGGUGAAUACCGUCAGGCCUCAGAGCUUUAUUUACAUUCAUUUUCUUUAACAGCUGUAGCACCUUGUCUCGAGUCAUCCAAUCACAAGUUAUCUGCAAGUUUUUUUUUGCAGCACUUAUAUGCAUAUCUCUUGCCAUAGGAUCCUUAUUAAUAUAUAUAUAUAUAUAUAUAUAUAUAUAUAUAUAUAUAUAUAUAUAUAUAUAUAAAAUAGUUAUUUAACAUUUCUGCCUUUUCCUGGUCUUCAUUAGCUAACAGACCCCUCUCUGUUUCCAGUGUACCUACACUUUCAUUUUUUGUUUUUUUAGAAUUGAUAUUCUUGAAAAAUAAAUUGGGAUUGGUUUUGCAUUCUUUGGCUUUCAAUUUCUUAUUUUUUACUUUAGCCACUUUAAUGGCCUUUUUGCAAGCAUUAUUGACUUCCUUUUAUCUUAUAUAUAGGAUGCCUCUGAUUUGUCCGAUUUAAAUGCCCUUUUCUUAUUUUAAUCUCUUGUUUUACUUCUCUACUAAGCCACAUUGGUUUCAAUUUUCUUUCUUUUAUAUUUAUUACCCAAUGGUACAUACUGAGAAAUGUACCUUUAUAAUAUUUGUUUGAAGAGUUUCCAUUUAUCCUCAGUGUUUUUUUUUCACUAAGGAGUUUAUGCAGUUGUAGAGCUGCCCUAGGUUUAUAUCUAUGUUUCCCUUCAGAGUCAAGUAAAAUCUAAAAUUAUUAGUCAACGAAACAGUGGUGUCGCUAGGAGGGGGCCAUGGCCCCCCCUACAUCAUGCUGUGCCCCCCCCCUUGGGCCCUCCCCAUAUGCUCUCUGUCUUGGGAUAUUAUACACAAACAGACCUGUAUUAUACAGAGAGCAGCACUAUACAGGGAGCACUGACUCUCCCGGGAUAUUAUACACACAGCCAUGUAUUAUACAGAGAGCAGCACUGCACAGGGACCGCUGACUGUCCCAAUUUAUUAUACACACAAUCCUGUAUUAUAUAGAGAGCACUUACUGUCCAAGGAUAUUAUACACAGACCGUAAUUGAUAGCUGUGCUGCAAAAUGUCCUUGGAAGAGUUAAAUAAUUAUAAAAACAUGUGAGAUUUAUUUUUUAAAGAAUACAUGGCACAACUCACAGGUAACAUUUAGUAAACUAUUGGGUUGUGCUAAAUUCUCAGAAGUGACAGCUAUGUGUUAAUAUGUUCUCAUUAAGAAGCAUUAACUCCACAUAAAUAGAAUUGUUUACAAAUGAUUCAGCUCUUGUGUUUAUAACUGGCAGUUAGUGUGCAACUCAUUGUUCAAACUUGUCUACUCACAGAAUGAACAUAACUUGGUAAAGUUCAAGUCUUUAUUCUUUUUCUUUUAUCUUUUUAGCUCUGUAAUGUGUAGACACUAAGAAAUCGUCAAACUACUAUACAAUGAUCUGAAAGAAAUGUCUCUGUUGGUUGUUUGAGUCAGUUGUCAGCCACUAGAGGAACUUCCGGGUUCUUAGAUGACUUUUGGUCAUCUAAACGACGCAGGACGUCCUCACGCUAUGCAUGAGGAUCUCCAGCGUCGUCGGAAUCCCCAUAGGAAAGCAUUGAAUAAUGCUUUCAUAUGGGGAGGUCAAAUGCGUGUGCAGCUGGGAGGAGCGUGGGCAGAGCCGACCCAGCGCCAAGGGACAUCGACAAUGGAUUCAGGUAAGUGACUGAAGGGGUUUUAACCCCUUCAGCGACAUAGGAUGGGAGUGGGAGGAAAGGAGCCACUUCAGGAUUCAACAGUGCCAGUAAAAUGGUUUUGUUUUCCUGGCGCCUUUAAACUCAGCAUUUCACACAUUCCCAUUGCUGCUGCCACUGAAAUAAUUCCCAAAUGUGACCCCAAAAGGGGAAACCCCCUAGAAUACAAAAACAGCAUUUUUCUCUCUGGACCAAAGUAUUCUGAAUAAUGGCUAUAUUAUACUUUUAAUGCCUUGUGUACUGUUUUUGCUUUAACAUUCUACACCCGAAACGGCCUGGAUUAAAUUAGGUAAUAUUUUUUUUUUUUUGUGGAUUCCAUAACUAUUUUGUUUUUACUAUAUUAAACCCGUUCUUGUACCGUACGUGAGAUCACCUAUCCUCAAGUCUUAAAGUUAAUGAACAGAGCACAUGUAAAAAGUUUAAUUGGUCCUGUAUAAAUGUGUCACGGAAUCCUAUGCCUUUUAGAGCUUUGCAUAUUGUUGCCCAAUCUGAUACUUAAAUUUCUGCAUUUCUUUUUAGAGUUUUUUGAAGAAACACAUUUUUGCAUUAAGAAAAUUGUGCUUUGUACAAGAGAUCAAAGUUAGGCAUGGUAGGGCAGAGUAGACUAACUCUGUAAAUAACCUGGGUCAUAUGCGAUAAGGAACUUCAGGUCACACAGAGCAGAAAUGUAGUUGGGAGCACACCUAUUUUAUCUGUGCCCAAAGCCUCCUAGCACCAGUGCACUGUAGUGGUUAUGGUGCUUGGAAUGCCCUUUUAAGUGUUGUUACUAGAGAGAGAGACAUUAGGAGAGAUUUUCAUCUUUUGUAUCUACGAUGUGUUUUUGUUAUUUCUUUUGAGGGUACGCAAGUAAAUCUGCUGUCCCUAUAAGCAGAUGUGUUCUGCGUGAUUAUCUUUAAACUUGUUCCUAGCAUAUAAUGGAUUGCAAUGCGAUGGAAAUAGAUAAACAGUGUGAUUUAAGUUCAAACUGGGUAAAAAUAGCAAACCUAUAAUAUAAUACUGUAUAUUAUAUUUAACUGAUCCUGCAGAAUGUAUUCUAAAUCACAGGUUUCAAAUCAAUUUCCCUGGGGGCCACUGGGAGUGUUACUGUCUCUCAUGGAGGCCACAGAUCUGUACUGCCGGAGAGACGCAUCCAUAUACACAAAUCGGCUCUCCCAUUGCCAAGACACACACAUCCUUACUCCCUUACAUGCAUAUCCCGUAGCACGCAACUCUAGAAUGCCACAGGCUCACAGGUUUCUGAACACCAGAAAAUACAGGUGUGAAUGUGGGUUUGACCAGUGGCCACCAGCAAACUGGGAAUAAGAAAGGUAUGCCCUGGACUCAGACUUACUUCUCUAUUUCAGGACGGGGGGCUGUGAACAGAAUUUCCCUAUUUAAGGGUCCGGAAAGGUGCCCCAUGGCUGUUACUUUGAUACCCUUGUUGUAAAUAAUCUUCCAGGCCUUUAGCAAAAUAAUUAUUGAUUGAAUGUAUUUUGUUUUGUAGGAAGCUGCACAAGCUCUGAUUUAUGCCGGAAUGGCUGGUUCAACACUGGACAAUAUUCAGGACAAAAUAAGGGAGUACUUGGAGAGAGUGGAAGCGUUGUACAGUGCAGGUAGGUACUCUCUCUCUAUAUACCCCGAUGCUGCCAUGAUUAUUCUUAUUGGUUUCUGUUUAUUGCCACAUCUCCUUUUGGAUCAUUCAUGACAAUGUCUUAGCCAGUCACAGUGAUCAUCUAAUCACUUGUUUCUGUAGGUUUUUUUCUUUAUUCUAUUUCCCUCCUCCUUUUAGUCAUUUGCCCCCUGUCACAUGGCAUGUUUAGGAAUAUUGUUCCUAAUAUAUGCCUAUUAGAAGGAAUUGACAGACCCAAAAGUGUGUAGAAAAUUAUAUAUGUGGGUUGACUUUUUAGUGGAUGGGUUUAACCCUUGAUGUAUACCCUUAUAACAAUUGGAGGGGGUAGCAGUGCUCCACUGGUCUGACAGUUAAAUGUAAUCCCUCAGCUUCCCAUGCAUGUUACUGUUACUGGAUUGAUGUUGUAAAAUAAGCACUGAACUGAAAAUCCAUGUGUUUUUUGUCUCCCAUGUUAUAGUUCAAGGACAGAAUGCUGACCCUUUAAAAACAAAACAUCACUUGGACCUUGAGAGGGCACACUUCCUUGUCACUCAGGCAUUUGAGGAGGAUGAUAAAGGCAAUAUGGAAGAUGCCAUCGAGCUGUACUCUGAAGCUGUUGAACUGUGCAUAACAACGGUCAGUAAACAGUCCCAUCACUGCUGGGACAUUUCUCCUUUACUUAAAUGA